Molecule: messenger RNA, 4604 nt
Organism: Myiozetetes cayanensis
Lineage: Eukaryota; Metazoa; Chordata; Aves; Passeriformes; Tyrannidae
Gene: IL4R
Product: interleukin 4 receptor
Exons: 10
Coding region: 188-3316 (1042 amino acids)
Biological process (GO): cytokine-mediated signaling pathway; production of molecular mediator involved in inflammatory response
Cellular component (GO): external side of plasma membrane; membrane
Molecular function (GO): protein binding; cytokine receptor activity
Source: RefSeq, a predicted model, not a curated record
CCCCGAUCAGCCCCCGCCCCCGGCCAGCUCCUGUCCCGGGCGCGUCGCGCGGGGGCGGUUCGGGCCGUGCUGGGGCAGCGCCGUGUGCGGGGCCGGAAUCGCCCCACGCUGGAGCGGGGCCUGGCGCGGGGGCCAGACAGGGUAAGAACUGCAUAACAGCUUUUCCUGCUGAACCGGACCAGUGUCAAUGAUGGCAAGACUCCCAAGUGCUGCGCCAUAUACCCUUUGGAUCCUUUUCUUUUCAUAUACAACAAAUGAAGUUAUGACUGCAGGACACAUACAAGAAUUUGCAUGCUUCACUGACUUUGACAAAGAGCUGGUUUGUCACUGGAAGGUGCCUGCACAAACUAACUGCUCCAAAGAAUUCCUGCUCAGCUACAGCAAGGAGAUUUCUGUGUCAAACGUGUGUGUUCCUGAGAAUGGAGAAGACAGUUUAAGGUGCACUUGCACAAUACGUUCAGAUUAUUUUGUGUCAGGCCUCACGUAUGUUUUAGCUCUACAGUUCAAUGGGACUGAUAUAUGGAACUACAACGUUACACCAGCCCUUGUUGUUAAGCCAAGGGCCCCCAAAAAUCUUGCCAUUGAGAAAGCUGAAAAUGGUAAUUUCAAUCUGAGCUGGGAGGAGAACUACUCUUCUCAAUCCACGCUCUUUGGACAGCCGGUCAUCUAUGAACUGAAAUACUGGAGGAAGCAGCACCCAAUGGAGGUUUCUGUAAAAGCAAUUAACUACCAGGCAAAAAGCUUUGAGAUUACGGCAAGCUCCUUGAGGAGGGGGUAUGAUUACGUUGCAAGUCUCAGGUGUAACUACACAGACUACCCGGCCUACUGGAGUGAAUGGAGUGAAGAAGUUGAAUUUCACUAUGAUUAUCAAGUGACAGCUGAAGACAUUCUGCAGAUGGCUGUGCCCAUAUCCUGCAUACUGAUCAUGGCAGGAUCUGUCAUUUGCUACUUCUGUUUUACAAAAGUGAAGAAAGAAUGGUGGGAUGAAAUCCCAAAUCCAGCAAAGAGCCAUUUGGUUGUAAAAAAUGUCAAGUUUUCAGUUUUCUCCUACUUUGAUGAAAUUAAGUUCCCUUUCCAUGACUUAAAGCAGACUCAUAUGGAAAAGCAAAUAAGUUGCAAGAACUGUCUGGCUCAAAGUUUGUCGAGCCAAAACUUCAAGGGAAAAGAUAACAUCAGAAAUGUUGAGAAAUCUUGCAGCUGCCACAGCAAGUGUGGAGAGUCGUUGCCAAAAGGCAUUAAUGCAGUUUUAACCCCUGAUACAACUCCAUUUGAAGACAUUAUUGAAAUCUGUGAAUGUUUAACAGACAGUGAAACCGGGAGCCAGGAAGAGACUGGUGACCAGAUCACCAUGUUUGAGCCUUGUGAGAGCAGCAUCAGUGCUUUCAGAGAGCACAAUGAGGCACUAGCUAACAUGUUUGAUGCGCUCCUGGCAGAUGAAAAUAACAUGCAAGACAAUAAAGACCCAGACAUCCUCACAGGUGAGAGGAAGACCUUCAAGAAACUUGAGUUGGAAAAUCCAUCACAGCGAAAUCCAAAAGAAAGCACAGCCCAGAAUCAGUGGCCAUGUGGUAUUUCUCAUACAGUCUCUCUUUUCACCAAAGCCUCUCAAGAUGACUACAAUUGUAGUACAUCCAGCAAGGAGUCAGAACUGUCGGAAGAAUCCUUUGAAUCUGGUUAUCAGAGCUCCAGCAUAAAUUCUGCUUCUCUGGAUGCAAGAGAUCUUCAACAAAUGGUUCAUCAAAGCCUUUUUCUAUGCAGUUCAGAAAGUGAGCAGGCCUCUUGUGUCCUGAUCCAGGAAUCUACAAAUAAACCAUUCUUUGGGACCAAAACAGACAGAAUAAACAACCCUGCAAACAAGGGUUUUGAUACCCUUUUGUCUGCACCCAUGAGGUUCUGUGGUUCUGCCUACAAGAGCUUUGACUCCCUUUUGUCGCCAUCUGUGGAGCCCGGUAGUUCUGCCUACAAGAGCUUUGACUCCCUUUUGUCGCCAUCUGUGGAGCCCGGUAGUUCUGCCUACAAGAGCUUUGACUCCCUUUUGUCGCCAUCUGUGGAGCCCGGUAGUUCUGCCUACAAGAACUGUGACACCCUUUUGUCACCAUCCCUGGAGCCCUGUGGCUCUGCCUACAGGAGCUUCAAUGCCCUCAUGUCGCACUCCAUGGCCAGCAGUAGCCUGACUCUGUGCUUUGAAAGUGCAUGUUCCUCACAGCCUCCAAGACAAUUGUCAGAGGUACCAGAACACAGCUGUAGAGGUCAAAUUGCUCAACCUGCUGGCAAUGGGACAUGUUACACCAACUACAGAUCUCCCUACGCUGAGCUUGACUUUCCAAACACCUGUUCAGAGCAUACUGAUUUUCCAUCUUUCUCCGCACGUGCAAAUGAAGGUGCUUCAGCUUUCCUAUCAGAGGAAGAAAUACAUAAGCAAGUAAUAUAUGAAAAUUUUCCAAAGAAAACCAAUAUAAUUUCAUGCCCUAUUGCACCUCAGCCAUCAAGUUAUCAGCCUUUUGAUAGUGCAGGUAAAUGUAAUGGUCCAUACUGUGACAGUGAGGUUGUUUCAUUACAUGAACCCUUCAUUGGUCUGUGCAACAAUCUCAAAGAAGCACCUCCAGAUACUGCAAUCUGUGAACUUGACCUAAGGACAAAGGACUGUGUGUGUUUGACUGUUCAGAGUCCUGAUUGCAGCAUUGUCCCAGAUUUAGCCUCUAGUGAGAAUGACACACAGACCAUUAAUGGCAGCCCUUGUAUCGAUAGCUCUAAUGAGCUAUCUAGUGAUAGCAAUGAUGAAAAUAGCAACAGAGAGGAACACUGGUUGCAUUUGUUAGAGCUGAACUGUCAAGAUUUAAACAGCAGAGGAAGAACUACACAGGGGACAAAACAGAACAGCUUUAACCCUACUAGCGAAGUAAUGCAAGAGAGCAACAAUAACAAACUGAAUACUGACUGCCACCCACACAGCCACUUGAGGGAACUUGGAGAUGCAGAGGGAAGUGAAGAGAUGCUGAAGCAUGUAGAAGGGAAGGGGAGUGGCUCAGCAGCCAGCUUACCAGCAUCAUUGGACAGCACUGAGCUAAACUUAGGCAGAAAAACUGCAGAGCCCGUGGAGCUCCACAUCUCAGACAAGCUGUCGCCUUGUUGUCUUGUGAAUAACUCUAGUCGUUCUGAUUCUCACACCAUUCACAGUGAGGACUGCAGACUGGCACUUGCCAUUAAAAAAAGACCAAUAGAACUGUUAAGGGAAAACAACAGGAAGAAUGAGAAAAAAAUUGAACUUGUGCAAGCCCUUGCCCAAGAGGACAACUGCUAUAUGGAAGUAGCUUAGCUACAUUUGCUGAGAGCCGAGACUGAGUGAGCCUUUGAAAUAAACUGUAUGGCAAAUUGAAAUGUUGCUUGUUAUUUCAAUCUUUACUGAAAUGAGGGCUGCUAUAGGUCCCACAUGAUUCAGUGGGUUAUAGCACUAGUGCUUGCAUGGGACUGGCAGCCAGGACAUGGUACAGGCCUCUGGGGACAGUUGGGGAUGGCACCCAGCAGCUCUACUAGGGUGAAGCCAGAGCUGAAGUGUGAAGUUGUGAGUGAUCUCUAAAAGGGAGCAACAGCUACAGGAAACAGGAGUUCUUAGUAUAGUUCCUGUGGUUAUUGCCUUAGCUAUUUGUUGCUUGGGAAGCACACAACAGUAAUGUGGAAGGUGCUGACACAUGUGGAAUUGGGACAUAGGUGCAGGUCAAAGGGGAUGUGACUGACUUAGUACACAUCUUCCAUAACUUAUUUCUUUUGGGGGAGGGGGUGUUGUCCUGUGUGCCUCACCCUAGCAUGGGGUGUAUACUUCCAUACCUGCUCAAUCAAGGCGUGGAAUACGGAGUACUGUCGUUUGGGCUUACGCAGUACUAUUAUUGGUCAUUAGUUUCUUAUUCUGUAAAAGCAAGCAGAAUUACUUCAUACUUCUGCAGCUGUAAAUGGCAUCAGACAUUCCUAAGCAAUGUUUUCCCAGAAAGCUUAUCUAAUGUGUGGUCCAACACCAUACUUUCAUGAAACAUUUUUUUAGCUUCUUGUUCUUGUUCAGUUGGAAUGGGGAUUAUGCACGCAACUUAAAGGCUGUAUAUACUUCUUGUUAGAUAAUUAUUCAAGAAAUUUUACUGACAACGCCGAACUUCUCUACAGUGUUAUCAUAUAUUUUGGUGUGGUAAAUUCCACCCUAGUAUGCUGGCAGUGGCACAAAACAGUUAAGAACCAUCAAGUAAUGUUUUGUGCAUUAGAAUGUAUUCCCGUUUGUAAGGAAGGAAACCAUAAUGCUAAACACAGCAACUGGUUUUAACGUAUUUUGUAAGUAAAAUUUUUGUACUGCAGAUCUCUCUUCCAAGUUGGCCAAGUAGUAGAGGUAAUGUCAUCAAUUUUACAACACUGAAAAAAUGGUAUGUAAGCCCAGGAAGGAGACCUGCAAUGUAUCUGUAUUUAGAUGGGAUAGUUAAUAUUUGUAUAGGCACUGGGUUGUAGCUCACUUUCACUAUGGUGGUGGUUAGUGGAAGAUCUUCCUGCUUGUAGCUAAGGUGCUGAUGAACAUGUAAUUUAUUUGUUUUAACCAAAAAUGUCAGAUUAAAUUUUAUUUUCACUUA